AUGCAUCCUAAUAACAAUAGUGAUCCUAAACAAGCUCCACAAGCAGCAGCAUACGGCGGUUAUCAGCAACAGGCGGCACCAGCAGCAGCAGCAUACGGUGGUUAUCAACAACAGGGGCCGCCUCAAUGGACGACAGGUCUAUGUGGUUGCUUUGAAGAUCCUUCCAAUUGUUUGAUGACCUGCUGCUGUCCCUGUGUAACCUUUGGCCAAAAUGCUGAGAUCAUUGAUAAAGGAACAACGUCUUGUGCUUUUGCGGGUUUAAUCUAUCAUGCUCUUUCCUAUGUGGGGUGUUCUUGUUUGUUCUCGUUCCCCUAUCGAUCCAAACUGAGAGGCCUAUAUUCAUUGCCGGAAGAUCCAUGUGUAGACUGUUGCGUCCAUUGUUUGCUUCCCACAUGUGCUAUUUGUCAAGAGUACCGGGAGCUCAAGAACCGUGGACAAGACCCCUCCAUAGGUUGGAUCGCCAAUGCUCAGAAAAUGAACCAAGGUCAAGCUGGAAACCCUGCACCUCCGUACAUCACGCCAGGCAUGUCUCGUUAG
Prunus dulcis (almond) is the source of this 537-nucleotide messenger RNA. RefSeq names its product cell number regulator 2-like. NCBI's taxonomy places the organism in Eukaryota, Viridiplantae, Streptophyta, Magnoliopsida, Rosales, Rosaceae. Bases 1 to 537 code for a protein of 178 amino acids. The transcript has 5 exons. The record is from RefSeq and is a predicted model, not a curated record.